This is a messenger RNA of Durotheca rogersii, 1059 nucleotides long. RefSeq lists its product as uncharacterized. Bases 296 to 997 code for a protein of 233 amino acids. NCBI's taxonomy places the organism in Eukaryota, Fungi, Ascomycota, Sordariomycetes, Xylariales, Xylariaceae. The record is from RefSeq and is a predicted model, not a curated record. The transcript is spliced from 2 exons.
GAGGGGUGCGAUGCGUCUAGAUCCCCGGACUAUCGCGAAUCCGAGCUCGCUGUCGCGCAGUUGACCAGCUUCCACGCCGAGCAGGGUGUAGCCCCAUGGGCGCCGAAGCAGACCGCGUCUUCGGCUAGCAGUGCCGCCGCCCCACGAUUGCGGGUGCCCUCGUCUUCACCAUCCACACAGACCUGGCCGACUCAGAGCGCGCCAUCAAGGACCCCGCCAAGUUCUCCCAGGGCGCACUUCGCCGCCGCCCUCUACGUUGGACUAGUUCCUGGUCAGAUCUGCUGACCAGAGGGAGAUGAGAUUCUCCAGGGAAAUGGUCGAAUUCUCCCAAGAUCCGAACGAGUCGCUAUCUGCCUACUAUGUCAAAGCCCAGGAUGUGUUACGACGAAUGGGUGCCAGAGACAACGCCCAGAAUCUUCGCCCAGACGGAGCAGACGACCUCUCCAUGCUGGAGGCGUAUUUGCUUGAUCAGACCGUUUCACGAUUCGUCAAGGGACUGAGAGAUCCCGACCUUCGACAAGAAGCCCUCGACAAGGCAGCACAUGGAGCACGAUCCCUCUGGGAAGCCUACAAUAUCAUACAGACAUGCAAGAAGAUCGUGGACGACAAGAGAGAGGUGUCUCAGCAAGAGUGGCUGAAAGGGAGACAUGAUCUCAUUGAGAGAUACGUAUACGAGAAGACUGGUCUUCCAGCGGAAGAGGCCAUCGCCAAGGAACAUCCAGACUGGGUCUUGGCUCCUAAACCCACUGGAACAGCACCUAUCGUGCCCAAUUCGACGUCUGCACAACCCGUCUCACAACCACCACCAGAGUGCCGCCUUUGUAAUAAGGUCCUUUUGAGGUGGUAUGUAUGUACCAGUGCAGGCUAUACGACAGUAGUGGAGCGUACCUUCUCGUAUGAGAGGUCCUGGUCUACCGUAUGGGGACAGGCGGUACCGUGUGGUACUGGCGCGCGGGGGCGCGCACCUUGUAGGAGUAGGUUACUUAACGAAGGAUAGGCUGUACAGCUUAGACACGGUCAGGGAUGGGGCGGUAGAGCGAGCGGGCCACGCGCUAGGGC